Molecule: messenger RNA, 2746 nt
Organism: Cynoglossus semilaevis (tongue sole)
Lineage: Eukaryota; Metazoa; Chordata; Actinopteri; Pleuronectiformes; Cynoglossidae
Product: CXADR-like membrane protein
Exons: 7
Coding region: 269-1447 (392 amino acids)
Cellular component (GO): membrane; cytoplasmic microtubule; cell surface
Source: RefSeq, a predicted model, not a curated record
GGAGGGGCUGCGUGAGGAGGCACAGAGGAGCUGAGGGUGAUCUGAAGGAGAGAGGAGUCCUCACUGCUGCUGAUGGGAGUGGAGCUUGGAGAUGCUGCUGCUGCUGCUGCUGCUGCUGUGUUAGGACGAUGCUGAUGCUGUAGUGGGAGACAUGCGCUUCUCUGCACUCCUCUGUCAGGUCACACUGUACUUACUGUAAAGUCCGGUCCGGUCCGGUCCAGUUCCUCUGCCGCUUCCCUGCUGGAGUCUGUCCUUGCUGGAGUCCGGGAUGGUCGCUUCUCCUCUGCGCACACUGCUGCUGGUUCUACUGGCUGUGCUGACAACAUACGCCCAGAUAGAGAUGAAGAGGGUCGUGGGGGACAAUGCCACGCUGCCCUGCCACCAUCAGUUCUGGGUGGGUGAUGACCCCACCCUGGACAUAGAAUGGCUGUUUUUGAAGAGAGUGGUCAUCACCUACUUCGCUGGAAGGGUAUUUGACCCAAACGAAGCGGAGCGUGGCCGCGUGGCCUUCGCCGGGGAGUACUUAAAGGGGGACGCGUCCCUGCUGAUCAGUGACCUGACUCUGACAGACUCAGGAGAGUACAGCUGCAAAGUCAAGAACGGUGCACAGUACCACUGGAGCACCAUCCGCCUCAUAGUGCUGGUGAAGCCGUCCAAGCCACAGUGCUGGAUGGAGGGCAAACUGUUGGAGGGCGGCGACGUAAAGAUGAGCUGCAAGUCUGCCGAUGGCUCUGAUCCCAUCCACUACAAAUGGGAGAGGGUUCUGGACAAGGGCAAGUACGUUGGCAAGCUCCCUCCACUGGCCCUGAUAGAUUUGAAAAACCCCGAAAUUGUGACAUUGAGGAACUUGACCAAGGACAGCACUGGAGUCUACAAAUGCACAGCCACCAAUGACGUGGGAGAGGAGAGCUGCACAGUGGAGGUUAAGAUGCACUAUGUGAGAGGAAUGGGCGUGGUGGCAGGUGCGGUGGUUGGCGUUUCCUUCGGCGUCCUUCUCAUUAUCAUCAUCAUCUGGUUGGUGUGUCGCAAGAAGGAGAUGAAGAAAUAUGAAGAAGAAGACGCUCCAAAUGAAAUCAGGGAGGAUGCUGAAGCUCCAAAGGCCAAACUGGUGAAGCCCAACUCCCUCUCCUCGUCCCGCUCCAACAGCUCACGCUCAGGCACCUCCUCCACUCAGUCUAUGGUUCACAACAUGGGACCCCGGGUCCAAAGAAGUGGCGUUCCGGCAGUGGCGGCCCUCAAGGAAGACUGCCAAGCCUCGACUUAUCCUCAGUCUCCACCUGCCUACACUCAGACAGUCCCCAAGACUCCUGAACCGCGUCCUACUCCAGCCAUUACUUCCAACUCCAAGCCCAGCCCUCCGCCCAAACUUAGCCCAGCAAACCUGCAGCGCAUGGGGGCCACGCCUGUUAUGAUCCCUGCCCAAACCAAGGCUUUCCAGACUGUGUAGGAGAGACGCUGUUAAAACUUUAAUUCCACAGAAGAAAAGACAAACGCAGCCUCAGGACAUUGCAACCACCAGAAUCCCAAUUUCAAAUCCUCUUCUAUAAUAACCGUAGUUUUCGUUUCUCCGUGCUCACAGUCUACACCAAAUAAACUCACUGAAUGAAAGGCUUGGUCUGCCACGUGUAGACACCUCUGAGCAAAGCAGUGGAUUCAAAAGGACAAAUUGGUGCAGAAUGUGAAGCAGCUGGUUAAUACUUAAUGGAGACGACGGAGCGAGUGAUUCACAUACAGUACACAGAGUAAAAUGUAAAAAUGGAGGACCCUUAGUUUUCCAUGGUACAAUCAAAUAAUCUAGAACUCCUUCUUACCACAAAAACAACCUUCACUCUUGAUAUCAAACCAACACCUGUGGCUGAACUGGUGAAAACCUGACUGGAGGUUAUCUCAGAAGGAGGAAAGUAGGAUAAUUACAAGACUAUGCAGACACAUCACGGGUCCAUCAGCACUGACGUCACAUGCUGAACACCUACAGUGUGUCUCUUCUUCGACACGUUCACGUGGAGAUGUCGUGCAAAAGUUCCUAUUUUCGGUCAUGCAGAAGCGGACUCGUCGUGGACAUUUUAUUUUUGGGAAGCUCUGCGGUGCUCAGUGUGCAGAAAUAUUAUAUAAUCAUUCACGUUAUCAAUGGGGACGUCAGAGACUGUGACACCGUCAAACCCAAACGCAGGCCCCUCCUCACCGUGACGUACAGUUCUGUCAGUUUGGUAGUGGAGUUUUCUCGUGGGGAAUAUAUCGUCGACAGCCGCAUUAGAGAAUAUGAUUUUCAAUCUUCAGCAGUUUGAAUUUGUUCCGGGAGCAGAAGAGGAGCUCGUGAAAUCGUGUUUACUCUCAUAUGGGCUUUAAGUCAAACUUCUGCUUCUACAGUCUUAUACAUCUGCCCUUAAAACAACCUUAGUGCCAUAUGUACAGUAAGGAGUAGGAUUACAAUACUGGUGUAUUCCAAUUAUUUUUCAUGUUAUCUGAAAUGCAUUUACUGUUGAAUUUAUAUAAUUUUUCUUUUUUCAAUGGAUCAUAGUGCAAAUAUUGAAUCUUCAUAUCUUGAUGAGUGGCUAAAAUAGUCCAAAAAUACAGGAACUCAGUCUCUACGGCGGGACAUUGGAAAUAGUCACAGAAAUUCUACCUGUGUUUAAGAUGACAACGUUAGCUAUUAGGAGGCCUUCACUACAGACUACCUACACUACAACAUGGUCUCCAAGAAAACCACUGGUACUUUACAUUUCUGCAAAUCAAUGGCGACUGCUGC